UUUUUUGUGAAAUGUCGUGAAGGGAUAAUGACUUCUGGAGAUGAAUGCGUGGAAGAAGUUCCACUUCGGCGGAAAAUUGGCUUAAAGGAAAAAGUGAAAGCUGACCCAGGAUUUCUGAUGACCAUGAUGUCCACAUUCGUUAAUUUCACUUUGGCAAGUAUGUUUCUCUACGGUACCACAGGGAAUCCACGCUUGGGCGUCCUUGCUGGAGUAUUAUCAGUUCCAUUCAGUGCAGUGACGAAUAUUUUGUUUACCGAAAAUGAUUAUAAAGCUUGGAAAGAAACAAAGCAGAUGAGAGCACGUGGUGUGCCGGAAAUCAUAAUUCCUAAGAAAGUAAAGUAUGAUUGGGAAUAUUAUGAACCAUUACGAGAAGAGAUUGAAAGAUUCUAUGAAGAAAAAAAAAGAAAUUAA
Messenger RNA from Thelazia callipaeda (thelaziosis nematode), 411 nucleotides. The record is from the annotation of a GenBank genome assembly. NCBI's taxonomy places the organism in Eukaryota, Metazoa, Nematoda, Chromadorea, Rhabditida, Thelaziidae.